Messenger RNA from Phyllostomus hastatus (greater spear-nosed bat), 1231 nucleotides. RefSeq names its product retention in endoplasmic reticulum sorting receptor 1 (gene RER1). Gene Ontology annotation, biological process: protein retention in ER lumen; retrograde vesicle-mediated transport, Golgi to endoplasmic reticulum. Gene Ontology annotation, cellular component: Golgi membrane. NCBI's taxonomy places the organism in Eukaryota, Metazoa, Chordata, Mammalia, Chiroptera, Phyllostomidae. Bases 149 to 739 code for a protein of 196 amino acids. The record is from RefSeq and is a predicted model, not a curated record. The transcript is spliced from 7 exons.
GGAGGCCCGGAGGCGGCGCCGCGCACUACGGAGCGGAAGUGCUCGGCUACUCGUUCCCAGACCCAGCGAAGUACCGGCGCGGCCCCUGCCCGCGUCCUCCUUCCCGCGGCCUUCGGAGACCGCGCUCGGGCGCCGCAGAGCCGCGAGGAUGUCGGAAGGCGACAGCGUCGGGGAGUCCGUCCACGGGAAGCCUUCUGUGGUGUACCGGUUCUUCACGCGGCUCGGACAGAUCUAUCAGUCCUGGCUGGACAAGUCGACGCCGUACACGGCCAUGCGGUGGGUGGUGACGCUGGGCCUGAGCUUCGUCUACAUGGUCCGAGUGUACCUGCUGCAGGGCUGGUACAUCGUGACCUACGCCCUGGGAAUCUACCACCUGAACCUCUUCAUAGCUUUCCUGUCUCCGAAAGUGGACCCUUCCUUGAUGGAAGAUUCAGACGACGGCCCCUCGCUGCCCACGAGACAGAACGAGGAGUUCCGGCCGUUCAUCCGGCGGCUCCCGGAGUUUAAGUUCUGGCACGCGGCCACCAAGGGCAUCCUGGUGGCCAUGGUCUGCACCUUCUUCGAGGCGUUCAAUGUGCCGGUGUUCUGGCCCAUCCUGGUCAUGUACUUCAUCAUGCUCUUCUGCAUCACCAUGAAGAGGCAGAUCAAGCACAUGAUCAAGUACCGGUACAUCCCGUUCACGCACGGCAAGAGGACGUACAAGGGGAAGGAGGACGUGGGCAAGGCCUUCUCCAGCUAGAGGGCCGCCCGCAGCCCGAGUGGGCGUGAGCCGCGCAGCCGCCCCUCUCUCUGCCUGCAGCCGCUGGUGACUCGGGAGUCGGACUUUCUCUAAAAGGAGCUUCAAUCAUUGUAACGGAAACACCAGGUUCUCGAAGACACUGGCAUUUAAGCGGCAUUGCAUUGAUUUAUUUUUCAGAGGUGCAGGUGUUCACACGGACAGAACCGGCAGGGCGUAGGCUGGGCGACGGCCGAGGUGGGGCGGGGGCCGCGGGCCGCAAGGACCUUGCCGAGGACGCCGCCGUCCCGUCCGGGUGCCCUGCCGGAGGCCGCGGCUGCCGGAGCCCUGCCCUGGAAGGAGCUCGCGGCUGUCCCGGCACGCUGGGUCCUCGCCACGCUCCCCACCCUUGCCUCGAGGAGGGGCGGCGGCCGCCUCUCCUCUGACAGGAAACUGCGCGACUCCGCGGCCACUCAGGGGCCUGGGGGCCCAAAUACACAUUAUAUUUUCACUGUU